Molecule: messenger RNA, 422 nt
Organism: Heteronotia binoei (common prickly gecko)
Lineage: Eukaryota; Metazoa; Chordata; Lepidosauria; Squamata; Gekkonidae
Product: homeobox protein CDX-like
Exons: 2
Biological process (GO): regulation of transcription by RNA polymerase II; cell differentiation; animal organ morphogenesis
Cellular component (GO): nucleus
Molecular function (GO): DNA-binding transcription factor activity, RNA polymerase II-specific; RNA polymerase II transcription regulatory region sequence-specific DNA binding
Source: RefSeq, a predicted model, not a curated record
UCUGUCUCCGCAGUGAAAACCCGGACGAAAGACAAAUAUCGUGUGGUCUAUACAGACCACCAGCGCCUGGAGCUGGAGAAGGAGUUUCACUACAGUCGCUACAUCACCAUCCGAAGGAAAGCGGAGCUGGCAGCCACACUCGGAUUAUCAGAGAGACAGGUAAAGAUCUGGUUUCAGAACAGGAGGGCAAAGGAGAGAAAGAUCAACAAGAAGAAGUUGCAGCAAUCUCAGCCAGGCGGUGUGCACAGCGGAUCAGAACCCAUGAGCCCAGUCUCCUCGAUGCAACCAGGGACAACCACUUCAGGCCCCAAUGGAGGUGUGUUGGGCACCACUGGCCUAGCACCGCCCACUGCACAGUGACAGCCAAUGGGACAAAAGACUGAGCAGCUGGCGAUCCCUGCCCUCCUUGCUGAAGGGAGAGG